This is a messenger RNA of Anopheles merus, 5507 nucleotides long. Its product is annotated as POU domain, class 6, transcription factor 2-like. Gene Ontology annotation, molecular function: RNA polymerase II cis-regulatory region sequence-specific DNA binding; DNA-binding transcription factor activity, RNA polymerase II-specific. The transcript has 11 exons. The coding region runs from base 1293 to 3908 and encodes 871 amino acids. Gene Ontology annotation, biological process: regulation of transcription by RNA polymerase II. The record is from RefSeq and is a predicted model, not a curated record. NCBI's taxonomy places the organism in Eukaryota, Metazoa, Arthropoda, Insecta, Diptera, Culicidae.
CACACGCCGUAUGUUCGGUUCGCAGCUGAGCGGAGGGCACCACGCGAGACACACUCACAGCAUAAUAACACUCCUUAACGCGACCGUUAGUUUAGUCGCAGUCUUUAGUCUCUAGCUGACGCACACACUGUCUGAACCGGGGCUGGCCGCCGUCGCCGUCGUGCUUUGCGUAUCACUUGCGCGCGUGUCUACCGCAGCAGCUUUUGGUGCGCUCGAUCCACGGUGCUCGUGACGGGGGUUUUGUUGGGCGGGGGUUUAGUUUUCGGUGGGACGAAAGUCGACGAAAGAAAGGGUUAAAAAUUGCAGCGUAAAAAUGUCCUUCCGAGUACGGAAAUGAAAACAAUAUAGUGCGGGAUUUGUACACGAUCGAGUAGGCUUUGCGCGAGGCCCACCGUCUCGAGAACGGCCAAGCCAGCUGAUACUUUGCCAAAGGUGUGUGUGUGAGUGUUGAUUGUUUAACUGUUGUUUGUGCGUUCUGUAAACUGCUUGUGGGUCUGCCGAUACUGACAGUGAAAGUGCAGCGUGUAAAUCGAACCGUGCCGGGUGAAGGGAACAAUUUGUGCGGUCUCACAGAAACAAAAUCCAGCAGCACCGUUAAUUAUUACGCCCGUCUGAAGGUGUCCUAACCGGUAACGAUUAAUGUGUGGCAUAAAACGUACACAAGUGGUGGAAAGGGCAGUGCCAAAGCGAUGCAAAACCAGUGAAGUGUCGGUCGAAGUGAGUCGUUUCCUGCUACGAAGGGAGCUUCGUGCGCAGCACUAAUGUACUGAAGAAUUCCGCAACCAUCUCCAAAACAAACCAUUUCUUCAAUUUUGAUUGCACGCACCAUAAAGCUCGCCCACGGAAGGAACAAGCGAGCGUGUCGGUCGGGUCUGUCCGUGCUGUCUGUCUCAGCGCUAACACCCUUCGCCAGCGCUAAUGUGAUUGUCGUAAACGACUCCAACACGUCCGACUUGGUGUUGUUCUACUCAUUAACGCUUCCGCUCCGGAGUAAUAUCAUCAGUGCGCGCGCGAGAGCUGGCGGGAUUUUUAUGUAUUUUUGCACGCAUCAUCGCAUCACACCGGCCUGUCAUCGGCAGAGACGCACGCCAGCUCGUCGUUUGAGUGUUGAGUGAUACCGGAAAAGCGCCGUGACACCGGGAAGAAGGGAUCGUAUUGCAACGGGACACCGCCUCCGUUCAUCCAUCCAUCCCGGCAGUGUUGUUGUUGUUGUUGGUGUUGUGCAGCAGCUUCCCGCUUGGUAGUGAUGUACCCACUUUCGGCGAUGCUUUGCUGAGACGAAACGAUGGAAUAUGGAGGACGGUGGAGCGGACCCCGAGAACAACAAUAGUAGCCACUGUGGAAUGUUAGGUAUCAGCAUGCCAUGCGAAGGAGCCGGCCAUGACUUUAGCACCGUCCGGAAGGAACUGGAGUACGCGAACGCGAUCGCAGCAGCGCACUACGGCGCCGCCUCGGACAAGGGCGAUCGCAUCCUUAGCUACAAAUUAGAGAAUAGAAGACGAAGUGAGCACUGUAGCCGGUCGAACAGUCCAUUUCUCAACCCAACGCCGGCCGAUCUAGAAGGCCGGUGUAGCAACAGCAGCAAACCGACGGGAAUCCUGCGUACCGUCGCCCAGGACAAGAUGUCACCACUCUCGAUGCCCACCGGCCCGAGCGCCACAUCGACGACGGCCGCCGCAGCCGCCGCAGCCGUGGCCGCCGCCCAAGUACACCUGAACGGAACUAUGCAAGACAUGAUCAAUCUGCAGAAGCUGCAAAGCCUAGCCCAGCUAACGGGCGCCAGCGUUCUCGGGCCGAGUUUGGGGCUGCCGACGUCCCCGCUGCUGGGCAACUCUCCCCUCAACCUAAGCCUCUCGGGUCAGAACCACAGCCCGCAGGUGUUGGGGCUCGGGCCGGCUGCCCCAAUUGCAGCGGCCGCACCCCAGAUGCCUCAGCUGCUGCUCGCGUCCGGUCAGAUUAUGCAGGGCAUUCAAGGUGCCCAGCUACUCAUACCGACGUCUCAAGGCAUUGCAACACAAACCAUCCUGACGAUCCCGGUCGGACAGCAGGUGAUAUCCAACAUGAGCAGUGAGGCGCUACUACAAUCGCUGAACUUUAACAAUUCGCUGAGCGAAACGCUUAGCUCGCAGGCGGCCCAGGCGGCCGCUGCUGCCGCUGCCGCCAGUGGUGGUCUCUUCGCCCCACCGAGGGAUGCCCAAGGAACCGGGUCCGGUGGUGGGUUGCUUUCGACGCAGCUGCUCGGUUCGGCGGCUGGAGCGCACUCGCAGCAACAUUCCCCGAAAGGUUUGCACUACGCCAACCAUCACCACCAUCACCACCAUCACCAUGGAGAUGUGAAGUUUAAGCCAAACGCUUCCUCCACCUCCUCCUCGUCCUGCUCCUCUUCGUCGGUCGUCGUAUCGGGGGCGAGCUGUAUGCCCUCGGUUCAUGAUACCCACCGGCAGCAACACCUUCCGCCCGGCCACUCGCUGUCGUCCGCGUCUGCCUCCUCCAACACGCUCGACCAUCGUUCGGCGGUCGCUGGUCGCAUGACACCGGACAUGCAUCGGGUGAAACUGCAGGCGGGCGACUCGCCCAAGCGAAUCUCGCUCGUCGCAUCCUCUCCACCCGUGUCAACCCAUAGCCGACCGGCCAGCUACGCCUCCUGCUCGUCCUCACCGUACGACAAAUCGAUGACGCUGAAGCGUGCCCUGUCGCCGCCGGCCACGCUGAACUGUACCACGCCGGGCAGCAGCAGUAGCGGCAGCGGCCACUCCAGCAACGGCCAUCUGCAGGUGAACGUCCACAGUGCCAUCAGUGCAGCGAGUCCACGCUCUCCGUCGGACGCCAGUGCAAUCAACAGACUUGGUCUACCGACUGGUGGAGUGGAUCUGCUCCCAUCCAAGUCAAAGCUAUCGCCCGGUGGUUCGUCCAGCUCUGGCCUACCGCUCACCAAGGAUCAACCUUCAAGUCAUCCCCAUGCGUCAGUGUCGCCAUUGCACCACCAUUCCUCCUCGGGACCGUCGGCACCGGGAUCGACUGGUCGGCCAGGGUCCUGCGAUCUGGAGCUGAUAGAGCAGCAUCAGCACCAACAGCAGCAGCAUCACCGGGCUCCGUCGGCGGACGACCUGGAGCUAGAGAAACCGUCCACCGUCGGCAGUAGCAGUGGUACGGUGCAUCAGCUACAGAAGCGAUCCCAUCACAGUGCAGCCAGCACGCCGCCACCGAAACUGAGUCCGGCCGGAUCGACCGGCCGGCUAUCGCACAGCGACGACGACGAUGACGACGCAUCGAACCACGAGUUUCUGGAAGAGCAUCCAAAUGAGUUAACAAUCAAUCAAACUAAUUGCAACGUGGUGGACGGUAUCGAUCUGGAUGACAUCAAGGAGUUCGCCAAGGCGUUCAAACUGCGGCGACUGUCGCUCGGGCUCACGCAAACCCAGGUCGGCCAGGCGCUGUCCGUCACCGAGGGACCUGCCUACAGCCAGAGUGCCAUCUGCAGUGCUCUCGCCGCCCAGAUGUAUUGUGCAGCGCAACUUUCAUCGCAGCAGCAGCAAAUGUUUGAAAAGUUAGACAUUACUCCCAAAAGCGCACAAAAAAUCAAACCCGUGCUCGAGCGCUGGAUGAAGGAGGCGGAAGAAAGUCAUUCAUCUAGGUACAAAUCGGGCCAAAACCACGUGCCAGACUUUAUCGGUGUGGAACCGUCCAAGAAGCGGAAACGAAGGACGUCCUUUACGCCGCAAGCGCUCGAGCUGCUGAACGGGCACUUCGAGCGCAACACGCAUCCUUCCGGAACGGAAAUUACCGGCCUAGCCCAUCAGCUCGGGUACGAGCGGGAAGUUAUACGCAUCUGGUUCUGCAACAAACGCCAAGCGCUCAAGAACACCGUGCGGAUGAUGUCGAAGAGCUUCAAGAUGGAGAAUACUUAAACGAAAAACUACACACACACACACAUCAUCCAAACCGUGCCCGCGGGACAGACAACUUUAAUCGCGAACCGUAGCCAUAUAAAAUAAGGUGCCAUUCCGAUAUUUGAAUAUUGUAUAGUUAUGUAGGAUAUACGGUAGCAUGAUAUUCUAGGAGAUACGUACGUAAUGUGAGUGAUCGUGGCGAUGUAGGAUUGUUUUGCUUUAGUUUUGUUCUGUUUUCCCGGACGACCCUCACUGUGACACAAACAAAGCUUUGCUUCAGAUUGGAAAUGACUUCGGUUUUUUGCCUUCCCACCGUUUCUGGUUCCACAAACACAUUCCAAGCUGUCAGAUAGGAAAAGGGUAGAGAGCUAACAACAGCGGAGUAGUAGUGUUGAGUUUAUCUCAAAAUAUGCUUAGUUAGAUUUCCAGCGUUGUUUUGCGAUAAAUUUGGCGAACAAAUGCACCAUGGCACAACACACUCCCCUUGGUAAUUGUUUUGUAACAUUCGUCGAUCGAUUCUGUUUGCUUCGCAUCUUGUGUGAACUCGUGAAACCAAAGUUCCUAAUCUUUAUAGUAAGACAACCAGCACACAGAAACCACGUAAAAGAGCAAACACAUCCAUUCAGCACAACACAUUGUCAGCAAAACCCCAGAUGGAAAGCAACCUUUCCUACACAGUACCCAACUCAUAGCUGCUGGAAACUAUCUGUACAUGAUAACUAUCGAAAAAUGAAGACAAACGCUCCUUAUCUCCCUCUGAGAUACCGUCGGCGGUGUAAAGCAUAACUCUGAUUGGAACACUGUAGUUGUAAACCAACCCAAUAGCCGUGAGUGUGUAAUAAUUGUAUAAAAAAAAACCUACAGAAGAAAAUCGUCGUAUCACAAAUGAAAUUCGUGCAGUUAUCGAUCCACCUUCGAGGCGUUUUGUAUAUUGAUUUGUAUUAACAAACAGCACAGAUGUUGUACAACAAAUAUCUAGUACCGAUUAGCAAGAGCAAACCGUAUCUAUUUGUUGUGAGCCAUUGAAAUUAUUAUUCGUACCGAUGAGCAUUCAUCCCACUACAACAAACGUAUCUCAGCGAUCGGUGUAAAAUGUAUGAAUUUUAUGUUUGCAAGCAACGUUUAUCCCACGAAACCAUGAAGAAUCUAUAUCUGUUGGGUAGGAAAAUGUGUCAAAUAAACAUAAAGGAACAAAGUCUACAGAGAGGCAGCCGAAUCACAAACAGCAACACACCAUAGAACAGGAAACAACAAAUGCUAUGCACCUUAUACUAUAAACACGAGAGGAUCACACGUGGAAAAGUCCAAUUAACUGUUUGAUAUCAUCCCAUGAAGCGCAAAACAAGCACCGUCAAGUAUGUGGAAAAGAUUGAAUAAAACUCAUUAAUAAUCGGAACUCGACUCGGAGGGGUAAGGAACGCUGAUGAUCAGUGUCACGUUGUCACAGGGACGAAGCUGUACGAGUUAUGCAAGAGGUGCAAUUUGAGCAGUGUAAUGGGCCGGGUCGUCAUAUCAAGCCGAGAGCGUUAAAAUGUAAGAUUUAAGGCACCCCCUGUACGAGAGUAAUAAUUAAAGAACCUAUGAAAAAUACAUUUUGCAAUGCAAUAUUUUGUAAAA